Molecule: messenger RNA, 1011 nt
Organism: Rhodotorula toruloides NP11
Lineage: Eukaryota; Fungi; Basidiomycota; Microbotryomycetes; Sporidiobolales; Sporidiobolaceae
Exons: 4
Coding region: 1-1011 (336 amino acids)
Source: RefSeq, a predicted model, not a curated record
AUGCCCGCAUCGCUCGGAACGCUCCCGACGGAACUCCUGCGCCUCAUCAUCGAACUCGCCGUCCCGCCCGAAUCUCUCGUCUUCGCACAAGCCAAGCGUCGCCGCGAAGCUCUCGUUCCUCUCAGCCAUGUCAGUAAACGGUUCUGCAGCGUCGUGCGGCCUCUUCUUCGCCGUUUGGUCGUCAACACCGUCGUCGACUCGAAAUCGGCUCGGAACGCAAAGAAGGAACUGCGUGAACAGGCUGUCGCCAUGAUCUUCUGCACACGUCAGUGGGAGAAGCCAGAAUUCUCCGUCGCCUGGCACGAAAGGAUGAUUCUCGCCGAGAAGGAGUUUCCCGCCGUACUCGGUGCCCUGCCUUCCGUUCGGUACGCUUCAUUCGUUGGCGCAGCACAAGACAGCCACAGGACGCCUGUGUCGCUGGUACUCGGCAGCAACUCUCCUUACCUCAACCUUAAAGGUCUUCACUACCAGAACUGCACGACUCAAGUCACCGUCUCUACAAGCACCGGCCCUUACAGCUUGUCCAAUUGGCUCUGGACGGGGUCCUGCUGCACAUCAAAGCUUUUGCGGAGCUUCUCCAUCCGACGACCUUGCCGGCCUUGCGAUGGCUCCGCCUUGCCGGCUGCACCUCCAAGGCAGACAUCCUGGCAGACUUUGAUCGCCUUCCAGCUGGACGAAGUAACGGCACCGUCCAAGACCCGGGACGGCAUCUCGCUGCGCAAAGUCUACACUGAAUGCGCAGACAAGCUUCUCGUGAACGCCUGGGAUGCGCGCGGAUGGCCGUCGGAUCUGGUUCAAUUAUCUUCCGUCCCUUCAAGCCGCCUUCAUGCCGCACAGCGUCGGACAGAGACCGCAGAGCGUGUUCUAGAGAACGCCCGCAAGGACCCGCUUGAGGACUUUCUCCAAUGCAUGGCGAGGCGGAGCAUCGAGGUCGUUUGGGUGGACGAAGCCGAAUACACCUUCGUCCUUCCCGAAUUCGUACGCUACCUCGAAGCGAAGCAGCAUGCGUAG